This is a messenger RNA of Belonocnema kinseyi, 637 nucleotides long. RefSeq lists its product as uncharacterized. NCBI's taxonomy places the organism in Eukaryota, Metazoa, Arthropoda, Insecta, Hymenoptera, Cynipidae. The record is from RefSeq and is a predicted model, not a curated record. The transcript is spliced from 2 exons. Bases 64 to 612 code for a protein of 182 amino acids.
GGAUGCGUCGCCUAAGAGCCUCCAAUAUAUGAUUUUAAACCAGCCGAAAGCCAAGCAGGAAAGAUGAAUUUAUUGCUUAAUAUAUUUAAGGCAGAAGAUGAAACAGACGAGACAACUGUAAAUCAACUUUUUCAUGAUACCUAUGUGAGCCAAAGGUUUUUUAUCAAAAGGAGGGAAGCCAAAGGGCUGAAAUUAAAGGACGUUUUGGAGAACCAUUGGCCUCAUUUAACGGAAGAAUCAUACUUUCUUGCCCAUUCAGAAAUUCUUCUGGGGAAGAAAGUUCAAGAAAUUUGGCAUACGUCUUUAGGAAUGAAGGGGCCUUUAAUCAUUUCCUAUGUCAAUGAUUACUGCCGUUCAUAUCGAAAGGCUAAAAAUAUUCCAUUGGCGGUAAACAGUAUAAACAAAGAAUUUGCUGAUGCUGAUAAAGCUGGCAAGGGUUUGAAGAGUAGAAUGCCAAGCACUUUACUAAUAUUUCCUCUGAUUGCUCGAAAAUUCCAAGAAAUAGAUCUCAUAGUCAUUGUGGAGCCGAAUGCCCAAGAUACAGAAGUACAGAGCGCACAUGACUAUUCUCCGUCAUUAUUAAUUGUUAACGGUAAAUUGUAUAUUUUUUAACCAAAUAGUUGAUAUUUGUAGAAAG